UUUAAUAAUAAUUUUAUAUCUACUGGAGGUGAAAAUUAUCCAUUGAUUUUAUGGUGGACACCUAUUGUAAUGCUAGAUAAUGUGCCAAUACAUAUAAAUUGUGAAUGUAUGCUGACAAACAAUCGGAAGUUUGUGGAAAAAGCUAAAGCUAUUAUUUUUUAUGGUUCACAAUUUGAUAUUUACGAUUUACCGUUACCAAGAAAUGGAACCAUUUGGGUUUUAAUCAACGAUGAAUCACCGAAAAAUAAUCCGUUACUUUUAUUUAAUGAAACUUUAAAUCUUUUCAAUAUAUCAUCUACAUUUAGCCGAUAUAGUAAUUUUCCAACAACUUUACAAUAUUUUUCAUCAAUAGAUUCUCUUUUAGAUACAAAACACUUCAAAUCAAUUAAGGAAAAAAAUGCAUUACAAAAAAAGGGUAUAGCUCCGAUUAUGUAUUUGCAAUCGACUUGCAGUACACCAAUUUUAAGAGAUGAGUAUGUAAAACAAUUAAUGGAAUAUGUCCAAAUUGAUUCUUACGGAGAUUGUUUAAAUAAUAAACGUUUACCAGAAUCGUUACGUGAAGAUUACCUGAAUAACUUUUACGGUUCAGAAAUAUUAGAAUUUAUGUCAGAAUAUAAAUUUGUGAUAGCAAUUGAAAAUGCUGAAUGUGAAGACUAUAUAACUGAAAAAUUAUGGAAACCUUUGGUUGCUGGUGCUGUACCUAUUUACAAAGGCGCAUCUACUGUUCGGGAUUGGUUGCCAAAUUCAAAAUCUACAAUUUUAAUAGAUGAUUUUGAUAAUAUUAAAGAUUUAGCUAAAUUUAUUUUAAAAAUGAAUUCCAAUGAUACAUUAUAUAAUGAAUUUUUAAAGCAUAAAACAGAGCAUAUUAUUUCAAAUACAUAUUUGAUUCAAACAGCAAAUAAAGAAAAAAUCGCUAUAGAAUGUUUUAUUUGUGAUAUAUUGACGAAUCAACAUUUAUAUAGAAAUUCUCUUUCUGUAUCCACUAAACAUUACAAUUGUUCCAAUCCACGAAAUCAACAUUCGAACAGUUGGGCAUGGUUUUGGAAACAUGAAAAAUCAGCCGGUAGCAGUAUUUAA
This is a messenger RNA of Chrysoperla carnea, 1077 nucleotides long. RefSeq names its product alpha-(1,3)-fucosyltransferase B (gene FucTB). The record is from RefSeq and is a predicted model, not a curated record. Lineage: Eukaryota; Metazoa; Arthropoda; Insecta; Neuroptera; Chrysopidae. Bases 70 to 1077 code for a protein of 335 amino acids. The transcript is spliced from 7 exons. Gene Ontology annotation, cellular component: membrane. Gene Ontology annotation, molecular function: alpha-(1->3)-fucosyltransferase activity.